Messenger RNA from Suillus bovinus, 2052 nucleotides. RefSeq lists its product as uncharacterized. Bases 1 to 2052 code for a protein of 683 amino acids. The record is from RefSeq and is a predicted model, not a curated record. NCBI's taxonomy places the organism in Eukaryota, Fungi, Basidiomycota, Agaricomycetes, Boletales, Suillaceae. The transcript is spliced from 8 exons.
AUGGAAUGGGAGGUCGCCAGAUGGGCCAAGCUUCGUGGUCUGAGUUCAACAGAAUUGUCAGACUUGCUUGCAAUCGAGGGGGUCAGUGAACGCUUAUCACUCUCAUUCAAGAAUGCGAAUGAGUUGAAUGCUAUUGUCGACCAUGGGCUUCCAACCGGCCAAGCGUUUGACAUCUACCAUCGUGAUGUCAUCGAGUGUGUCAAGUCGUUGUAUGGUGAUCCGGACUUCGCCAAAUAUCUAGCAUUUGCACCUGAGCGACAUUAUUCUGAUAAAGACGAGAAUUCAAAAAACUUGACCAGCACAGUCCAGGCGGCACCAUCAUUCCCAUCAUUAUCUCAGUCCGACAAAACACAAGUCACAUUGUUCCGCAACAAGUCCGUCUAUCCUGUGUAUCUCACCAUUGGCAACAUCCCGAAGGAAAUCCGACGCAAGCCUUCGCGUGGGGCACACAUACUUCUAGCUUAUUUGCCUUGUACACGCCUUCAGCAUAUCACCAACAAAGCUUCACACCACCGAACUUUGGCAAACCUUUAUCAUGCAUGCUUGGGUCGUGUUCUUGCUCCGCUGAAAUCCAUAGGAGUAGAUGGACUUCAUAUGGCUAGUGGGGAUGGUGCCCUUCGCCAUUGCCACCCGUUAUUUGCCAGCUUUGUUGGUGACUACCCAGAACAGCUUCUUGUGACUGGGAUCAAGUUCAGAGAAUGUCCAAAAUGCGAUGUGGACGCGGACGACACGGGUAGCAACACGGCUCCUUUUCAUCUACAAAAUCUAACCAAGGUGCUAGACGCCCUCGCUGCCCUCAACGAAGGGAAUCUAUCAUUUGUACGUGCUUGCACGGCAGCAGGCAUCAAGCCCAUUGUCCAUCCUUUCUGGGAAGAUCUCCCUUUCACCAAUAUAUUCUGUGCAAUCACACCAGACAUGUUACAUCAAUUAUAUCAAGGCUUGAUAAAGCAUCUCUUGGGUUGGUUAUCAGCCGCUUGUGGAGGAGCCAAAAUUGACGCUUGGUGUCGCCAUCUUCCUCCCAAUCACCAUAUAUAUUUGUUCAGCAAGGGUAUCACCUGCUUGUCGCGUAUAAGCGGAACUGAACAUGCUCAAAUCUGCCGUUUUCUCCUUGGCAUCAUCAUUGGCAUCCGUUUGCCCAAUAAUCUAAAUGCGGGCCGUCUUCUACGAGCAGUGCAAGGCCUACUGGACUUCCUCUAUCUUGCUCAAUAUCCAUGUCAUAGCUCGGAGUUGCUACAGCUGCUGGAUGAUGCACUUGAUCUUUUCCACAAGAAUAAGGAUAUCUUCAUCGACCUCGGUAUCCGUUCGAAUUUCAAUUUACCUAAACUUCAUGCCACUCGCCACUAUUCUGCCAUGAUUAUGAUGUUUGAUGAAUUUGUGCAGAUGAUGUGGUGGCUCGAGCACAAGGAGAAGAUUAUGCGCCAUGACAAGUAUACUAUGCCUUACCAUUCGCGCCCCCCCCGAUAUGACUUUUUUCAAACACUGGAUGUGUUAGCGCAGGAUGUCCAUUUCCCAUUCCGAACUCUCCCCGUUUUUCACAGGGUAAAGUGGCUCUCAGUAGACGCUCGUGGUCACGGUGACGCAACAGCCACGUUGGACUCUGUACAUGCCAGACCACAACAGAGUUCAGGUUCGAGUCUGCGCCCUCGCCGUUCAGAUACUGCUCUGGAUGGAGUCACUCACAAUCAUCUGAAUCUAGGAGUCCGCGUUGGGCAAGUGCGAGUCAUUUUCUCAUUACCUUCAAAAUCAGUUCCACUCCUGUUUCCACCAACAGUCAAGGUUCCCACUCACUUCGCUUACAUUGAAUGGUUUGAACCAUUCACUUCGGCUCCCAAUCAACAUCAUGGACUUUACAAGCUCUCACGAUCAUUGCGCGGUGGUGAAAAAGUAGCAAGUAUCAUGCCAUUGGCAAAUAUUGUGCGUAGUGUCCAUCUGAUGCCAAAUUUUGGAGCCGUCGUCCCACGAGAGUGGAUGAGUGACACAGUUCUCGAUAAUUGUAAUACUUUUUGGUUGAACUCAUACAUAGAUAGAUAUACUUUUUCUUUAUUCAAAUGA